Molecule: messenger RNA, 1008 nt
Organism: Hyaloscypha bicolor E
Lineage: Eukaryota; Fungi; Ascomycota; Leotiomycetes; Helotiales; Hyaloscyphaceae
Exons: 1
Coding region: 244-729 (161 amino acids)
Source: RefSeq, a predicted model, not a curated record
GGUAGCAAUGACUCAGACUACUGCCUAGUGUCUCUGCAAAGGAUAGGUAUAUGUGACUCAGGCUACUGCCUAGUACCGCUGAGAUGAUUGUUAGUCGCAGCUCUUGUAAGCACUGUAGAAAUCGAAGCGUUCAAGUGACUCAAUUCGAGUGGUCCAAUUCCAGCGGCUGGUACAUCUGCGAAGAGUUCUGCUAGAUGAUUCUGUACCCCUUCAACGGUAGCCUGGCCGUUGAACCGAAAACGUAUGCAUUGGGAUGAGGAGACGUAUCGAUUCGAGAGAAUUUUCCUCAAAGAAGGCCUCGUAGACGAGGCCAGGAACGAACGCGAAGAUGAGGAAGGCGACCGAAGAGCCCGUGAAGAGUGGGAGGCAAUAAGUGAUCUCAAGUGGAGGGAUCCUUACAAGUACUCUGUUGAAAAGGCGAAGUACGAACGUCGGAUGAGGGAUCUCGAUCUUCGAGGCAAGGGUUGGACGCAAGAGCAGAUCGAGGCUGCGGAUCGAGCCGACGCUGCGGUCUUUUUGAGUCGCAACAUCAAACGAGGUAGCGGGUCCGCCAUUAUAUACAAACACAGAGGGCCCAAGAGGAUGCAAAGGGCGUCGGAGUUUAUAUACAAGAGGAGCCUCAAAAGCCUCAAAAGCCUCUGCAGGGGUGGGACAGAACCCCUGAUCGAUACCAUGACAGAGCCAGGGACGCAACUAGAAGAGUUUCAAGAACUAUCUUCUACUGAAUAGAGAAUAAGAAUAUCUUGGUACCUAUGUAAUAUGAGGGAAGUAAUGAGACCAAAGAGGCUGCUGGAAAACAGAAUCAGGGAGGUAUGGCAAGGAAAGAAAACAUUCGAUAACAAUAUAGGUUCGGGCGAAGAGAUAUAUUACGGAAACGGAAACGAGAUAGAUAUCAACAACAAAAAUAGUAUCGAUAAAAUAACGAAAAAUUAAAUAGACCCCGAGAUUCCAUCGUGUGGGAUUCCCUAGUAUGGUGAAGUCGACGAUGAAUGGUAGUGCAAGAUGAUA